Molecule: messenger RNA, 3533 nt
Organism: Vitrella brassicaformis
Lineage: Eukaryota; Vitrellaceae
Source: the annotation of a GenBank genome assembly
CCCUCCACCUUUUUUUGCCGCCCACUCGGUCACCGGGCACAGCAUGACAGCCCUGGUCGUCUUGCUAAACCGGGGUUACCAGACGGCCAGCUGCGAUUAUGUGGGUGCGGUGAGCUCGGUGCCGUCGAAGUGGACGGUGGUGUGCAUGGCUGGGUUGGUGGCGAGGGAGUGGAGUGAGGGGUGGGUGGGCGACAGUCUGCUGAUGAUCGUCUGAGUGCCCAGCAGAGGCGACAGGUGGCCGAAGAUGAGCGUGUCGGGCAGCGCCAGCAGACGGGGAGGGGGCGGGGUCUGAAGACAAGAGAACGGAAAAGAACUCAGACGGGCACGUGAGUGUGUUCAUCGCACCUGAUCCCAAGAAAGACAUCCAUGCAUAUACACAUACAUAGACACACAGCCCCGAUAAACGAGACACUCUCAGGUCACAAAUGCAGCUACAUGUGACUCAAGUCGCUGCGUGUUGCCGGGAGAAAGCAGUCAGUGAUCCGUCGCUGCGUCGGGUCAUCGACAGCCCCGAUGCGGCGGACCUCUACACGACAGUCGUACCCCAGUGGGGGCAGCUCAAUCGCCUCCCAACCCAGCCCGUGCAACGCUAGGAAGAAAAGGCGGCUGCGGACACGACCGAGCGCGUCAACCGAUCGCAAGUACCAACACGGAGUGGUAUGCAGCGCAUCGAAGAUAUACGACGAGCUGUCUUCCUUUCCGCCUCUGUCUCCCUCCGGCCACACAAUCUCACGGCAUUCGAGGACGAUUCGAUCUAGACAGGGAAAAUUGUGGAUGGCGGCCAGACACGCACCUGCCACAUCCCCACAAUACACCCACGGCUCGCCGUGUACAUCAUCCGACAGGUCGACCUCCAGAGUGAUGUGGCGAAUGCGCUCUCUGAGCCCCUCUCUCUGGUCUGACUGGCCUGUCUGCUCCUCAAAAGCGAGGGAGCACACCGACGGCGAGAAAACGCCCAUCAUGUGCAGACACGGGCCUAUGCUAUCGCACUCAGGCACAGAGGAAGUGGACGAGCGCCCCGAGCCACCCGAAGUGAACUCGAUUGUCUCCAGCGCCCUGAGCAUCCCCACCGCGUCAAUUGCCCACGCCAUGGACUCCCCCGUGGUGUCCUGCAUCGGCAAGAGGAACGUGGUCACACUGGGGAAGGCGUGGCUCAGCUUCGACACGAGUCCGUCUAUGUGGGUGUCGACCCCCACCAAACGUGUCGCACGGUCAAAAACGGCCGAUGAGAAGAGAAGGGACACGUUGAUGCAGAAGCCACGGUACCCUUCUAACGUGUCGACCAAGGCCGAGUCGAAGACCAAGUCGACGCUGGCAUGGACAUGCAGAUACAGACAAGCAGACACGCACAACAGGGACAUGUGGUUCCAUCCAUCCGUCCAUCCAUCCAUUUCCUGCUCCUUGCCGACCUGGUCACAACUGAUGCGAGGGCAGCGAGGGAGGGGGCGAGUAUGGCCAUAUCGGCCAGCAGGGCGGGCUCCGCGAGAACGGCGGUAGAGAAUGUGAGAUCGCCGGUAGUGUGCAGGUUGACGGCGGGAGCGGGAGCCGUCCAGUGCUUCCGAAUCCAAUGCAGCUCCUUACAGAGCACACACCAAUCAGCGGAUACGAACGUGGCUUUACGCCCCUGAUCCACUCACUCACCUCUAUGUGGGAUGUUGUGACAUUCUCGCCCACGACGGUGGCAUGCAGCGACUCCACUUGAGGCCGGCUGAUGAGCGGCGAGGGCUCUCCGGGGAUCGGUGAUCCCGCGACCUUGACGCCGUGGAGGUACUUGACGGACGGUGACAGGAUCUCGCUCGCCACAACAUGCCGCAGGGCCCACGGCUCGCUUGGCGGGGCGUCAGGGUCAUGGCUGGUGUGUUCGAGGGUGAUGUGGUGAGGCCCAGGCGACCACCGCUUCCAUGAGGCAGCGAACGGGGCCUCGGCGAGCCGCCCGUGCCAAUCUUCGCCAUCAAAGGUCUCGUCCCUGAUGUGCAGGUCUUGUACCGCUCUGCAAACAAACCAAAUGCGUGUGGCAUGGCCGUUCUAUCUCUCUGUGCUUUAGCGGUGGUGCUGCUUACGUGAGCCCCCAGGUACGCUUGCAGGGCACCCUGAUCCACCAGCCGCCCACCUUGACUGGCAAAGGACGCACAAAACAACAACAGAGUCCGAUAGCGCAUCAGCCACUCUCCUACAAUUUUUCGCUAUUCACCCUUCGUCAGUUUGGGGAAGAUUAGCGCCCCCUGGCCCUUCUGCCAGCCCUGCCGCGGGCAGUAGCAGAGGCCGUCGUCCUCAGGAAUCUCCGGGAUAGAGUACGAGUCCACAUCCAGGCUCUCGAGCGUCACACGCAUCGCCUCCACCAUCUUGGCUGCCCACUCGUAAACAGGCCACCGCACGAAGGCGUUCUUCGCCUUGCUGAGCCGGGGCAGCCAGGCGGACAGCUCUUGCUCGUCAGGAUCGGUAUCGGUGCCUGGUCGCUCCGAGCCGUCGAAGUGGACGGUGGUGUGCAUGGCUGGGUUGGUGGCGAGGGAAUGGAGUGAGGGGUGGGUGGGCGACAGUCUGCCGAUGAUCGUCCGGGUGCCCAGCAGAGGGGAGAGGAUGGUGAAGAUGAGCGUGUCGGGCAGCGCCAUCAGACGGGGAGGGAAUACGGCCUGAAGACAGACACACACAGACACACGCCCACACGCAUACACUCACCGAGCCUCACUCAGAAUGAUGGCUGGUGCUGUGUUGCAGCUACCUACCGGUUUGGCCAGGAACUGUUCGACGAUCUGCAGUUUCUCCUCAGCUAAAGCGAUGAGGGCAUCCUGCUCGGCCAGGGAGUCCUCUCGGCGGAUAUCCUUCAUGACGCUGACACAGAUGCGGUACUGGGCCCACAGAUGCUGAAGGUAGGUACACACAAAGACACACAAAAGGCACAAAUAGAUGGGAUGCGGCGUGAGUGCCUUAGAAUUGAACACACCUCUUGCUGCUCUCUCGACAGAAGGUUAUCGUUGCCGAGCAGGCCCGCGUGCGCUUCCAACUGGACACACAGGACAGGACACUCUGCUGCAGAGAGGCCCUUCUUGUACUUGUGUGACAUUCUCACCCUGCGCUGGAUGUCGCUAAUCCUUUGUGCUCGGCGGUGAUAGUCAUCGGCUGUCCGCCGCACCUCGGCCACACACCGCUGCAGCUGGGCAGCCAUCUACGCCGGGCAGGCAGACACUGCAAUGCACCAGACAGACAGACAGACAGGCAGACAGAUAGACAGAGGUGCAGCCGAAUUCUUGACGACCGUCGUUGUGUGCUCUCUCUCACCUCUCACAGGUUCUGAUGCAUGUAGGUACUACACCUCCACCCACUCCGAUGCCCCGCAGAUCCCGUGGAUCAACAUGCUUUUGUUUCGAGUUGUCGCCCGUAUGCCGAGGUGAGAGAUGGUGCUGUGCGGCGAAAGGCGUCGGCCACCGAACGCCACGCCCAUGCGCUGCAGCAUGUCAGUCAGCGGCCAUCACUGUUUCUCUCGAGCUGUUUCACUGAUCUGCCGAAGCGAGCGCCGUGUUCGGCGAACACCUUCC